GUACUCAUUCCAGGAUGAAGAAGAUAUGUUUAUGGUUGUAGACCUGCUGCUUGGAGGGGACCUGCGUUACCAUCUCCAACAAAACGUGCGGUUCCAAGAAGGCACUGUGAAACUCUUCAUCUGUGAGCUGGUGCUGGCCCUCGACUAUCUGCAGAGCAGGCACAUCAUCCACAG
Molecule: messenger RNA, 174 nt
Organism: Pelecanus crispus (Dalmatian pelican)
Lineage: Eukaryota; Metazoa; Chordata; Aves; Pelecaniformes; Pelecanidae
Source: RefSeq, a predicted model, not a curated record